Messenger RNA from Parascedosporium putredinis, 966 nucleotides. Lineage: Eukaryota; Fungi; Ascomycota; Sordariomycetes; Microascales; Microascaceae. The record is from the annotation of a GenBank genome assembly.
AUGGCGCACCUCCUCAAACACCACCGGCCACACGAUCCGCCCAUGGGCGUCAUCCCCGGCACCUACUGGGCCGACCUCCCCGUGCGCCAGCGCGUCUCCUUCGUGCACAAGGUCCAGAGCGCCGAGGCCAAGAGCGAGGCCAAGUCCGUGUGGCGCAUGAUGCGCGAGGACCCCCUCAGCCCCCUCGGCUGGUACGUCCGCAACGCCGUCCUGCCCGGCGCGGGGCUCGGUCUCGAGGGCUACGUGCUCUUCUCUAUCGGGAACCUCGAGCCCCUCUUCAAGGCGACGUGGCCCGAGUGCUGGGGCAAGGACCCUACCGUGUGCAGCCCCAACUGGAUCGCCAGCGUCACCUACCUCGAGGUCAUCGGGAUCAUGGUGGGCCAGAUUGGCGUGGGUUUCAUCGGUGACUGGAUCGGUCGCCGCUGGGGUCUUAUCCAGGAUGCCGUCAUCAUGUUUGUCGGUCUUCUCAUGCUCACCGCGAGCUGGGGCCUGACGUUGCAAGGCUGGGUCAUCUGCUACGCUUGGUCUCUCUUCUUCUACGGUUUCGGUGUCGGCGGCGAAUACCCCAUCACCGCCACCUCCUCCAUGGAAAACGCCGUCAGCGCCGGCAAGCUCUCCACCCGCGAAGACCGCCUCCACCGCGGCCGCAAAGUCACCAUGGCCUUCCUCAUGCAAGGCUGGGGCCAGCUCGUCAACCAAGGCCUCCUCAUGAUCCUACUCCUCUGCUUCCACCACGGCAGCGGCAACCCCCUUACAGCGCCGUCGCCACCCACUCGAGAUGGCCAAGCGCCGCAGCAACGUGACGGGCUACGACGUCGCCUCCUCAAGAUCGCCUGCCGCCAUUUCGGCGGCCGCCUGCUCGCCACCGCGGGUACCUGGUUCUGCAACGACGUCUUCUUCUACGGCAACAAGCUGUUCCAGGGCCAGUUCAUCGGCGUCAUCUCCCCGGCAGCACCAGCGUCAUGA